GUCAACUCUGGGCGGAUAUAGUGACAGUUUAAAAUCGCACAUUCAACCACAGUCACUAUGGGGUCGUGUAUAGGUCGUGUAUAUGAUUCUCUCGAUACAAAACUAGUCGAUAAAUAUGAAAAGCUGUUAUCCAGGGAGCUGGUGAAGGAAGUCAAGGCAUCGCCUGAAGCCUCCUUGGCCUGGGCUGGUGUUUUCGUUAUCCUUCCUAUCCUUACUAACCCCAGCGCAUCGGCUCAAGCAAAUAAAGAGGGCUUCACGUAUGUGAUAUCUCGUAUGCGAUUCUACAUCGCUCUAGAGUCUCAGCUACUCCCCGAGAACCAGAAGGGGAGACUGAUCUGUAUCAAGAACCUCGAAGAGUUGAUCGACAGCGACAUGAGAAAAAUAAACACUAUCGCUUCCACAAAGAAACUGGAAGGGAUUCGUUAUUCAGCCGGCGAUUUCAUCGCAUCCAUGCAUAACAUGGAGGCCCUGUCGCAGAGACAAUUGGAGGUGCUGGAGCAGACCCGCGACAUUGACAAGGAAAUCGCGACACAUGUUUUAUCCCAAGAUGAAGCCAAUGCCAUCAGCUAUUUUGGCUUACAAACCGUGAAACUGGCACCUCGUACGAAUGACUCGGAUCAGAACACCUUGAAUCAGGCAUUGUGUGCUCUACUGCAUCAACUCUUUACUUUUGAUGGUCGCCUGAUUCAACAUGUCUUGCCGCAGUAUAGAAGGAACGGUGAUGACCUGGUUAAUGUAACUGAUGCCCUUUGGCGUAUCCUAUGGGAAGCCAGCAGCGAACCCAGAGCAGGAACAGUGGUCUUUGCUUUGGAUACACUGGACGAGUGCAAGCCCGAGGAUAUCCAAACCUUGGUGAUGAUGAUUGAGGACAAGCUUUAUGACCAGACUCGCGAGUCAGGGGUGAUAAAGUUUCUUUUCACCAGUCGACCGUACUGGGAAAUUAUGACCUGGUUCAAUAAACUAGUCGCAUUUUCCCCCUACAUUCACAUACCAGGCGAAGAUCAUUCAAAGGAAAUUGGUGAAGAGGUGAACCUUGUUAUAUCACAUGAGGUAAAUGAAUUGGUUCGGACUAAGGUGUUAUCUUUGGAGAACAAGAUGAACAUCGGAAUUAACAUUGACCAGUCAGUGAUAUUUGAUUAGGAAAUAAAGCUUGAAAGUGAUGUUGACUUCAAGACAACCCUCCGGCAUCUCUGGUUUAUUCAUCUCAGUUCAUGACAAUAAAAUCUCGUUUCUUCA
Messenger RNA from Aspergillus glaucus CBS 516.65, 1236 nucleotides. RefSeq lists its product as uncharacterized. The record is from RefSeq and is a predicted model, not a curated record. The transcript is spliced from 3 exons. Bases 58 to 1140 code for a protein of 360 amino acids. NCBI's taxonomy places the organism in Eukaryota, Fungi, Ascomycota, Eurotiomycetes, Eurotiales, Aspergillaceae.